UUUAAUUCAAAAAUUAAUAAGGCGACAGCGUUUCUGCCUUUCCAGCCGCAAAAUUACUAUAAAAGCAACCCUUUUCCGGAAACUUCUAACCGGACACUUCUAACAACUCUACUUGUUCUCUCCAUUUCGCGUGCUGUUUUCUCAACUAUUUUCCCAGGCUGGUUCUCUUCGAUUUUAUUGAGCAUCUGAAGGAUUGGUGGUAUUCUGUUGAAACUGGUUAGGAUUUUUAUCUUCUUAUCUUUUUGCUACUUGUGUAGUUUACCUCCCAUAAGCCCCACCCCUUUUUCUGUCUUCCUUUCCUUUAAAGUGAUAUCUGGGAAAGGGGCGAGGCUUAUGGGGGGUAAACUACACAAGUAACCUUUUUCAUUUUUUCAGCUUCUAGUUCCGAUCCGGACUGUUCAACAAUGCUGUCUCCUUCAUUUGAAUGCGUCUCAGUCAACACCCAGCCAACAGAAAGGGCAAAUUCAACCUACAUUCAACCUCAACCAACAGAGCGUGUGUCAGAAUAUGUUAUUGGUGGUGAAUCCAACGCUGUGAGGGAGUAUGACAUGUCCGAGUAUGUGGCGGGACAAGCUGGGAAUACUGCAAAUAACGACAACACAAGAACGGCAACAACAGCAGUCACAGAAAGCACAACAGCAGUCGCAACAACAACUGCUGUGGCGAUAGCUACUCCAGCGCCUUCAACCAACAAGCCUUCAACAAGUAAUGCAACAACUUCGAGCAGUACCACACCUGGACAUCGAUCAACUCCGCCACAUCCUCCACCACCUCCUGAUCACCAUUCUUCUCGUCAUAAUCGUUCAAGAUCAACAGGAGCUCAUCAUCCUCAUGAAUCAGCAGGAAGUUCGACAGUUGUGCCGCCUCCAGAAUUUUUGAUUCUGCGUUGUUACUCCAUGGAAAAACACCCAAAAUUGAGUCGUUCUGCAAUUCGGGAUGCUGUAUAUGGUGGAAAGAUUUCACUUCCGCCAUCCUUCAUACUCCAUUUGCAAUACAUCUAUGCUUUCUACACUGUUAAAAUAGUCAACUAUAAAAUUACUCCAUUGGCACAACCAUCACUGGAAGAAAUUGUUGAAAAACCUUCUAGAGUGUUCUGCGGUGCGCUAGAUUAUGAAUCUCCUGAGGAUCAAUGUUAUUUGCCUCCUUGGAUGAUGCAACAAUUGAAAUUGCAUGAUGGUUAUCCUGUCUGGAUUCAGCACGUAAUCAACUUCAAAGCUGCAACUUUUGCAAAAUUCAAGCCGAUUCUGUCUAAGCGAGUGCUCUCCAUUAUUAACGAUGAAAACAUUAAAAAGGUUCGACAAGUGCUUGAAGUGCAGCUGAAUAAAUAUCAGUGCUUGUCUGUUGGGGAUGAAAUUGCUAUUGAGUACAACAAGGACGAACUUCGCUUUCGAGUGACUGACUUAAAACCAAAUCGGCUUUGCGACAUUACAAAUUGUGAUUUGAAGGUGGAUUUUGAUGAUUACGAGCUGCUUACAGAAACGGCUAUUUUUGAUGAACACAAAAUGGAGCCUGAAAUUGAUGAGGACUACAAGCCUGGACAGCUAACAUUUAUGAGAAGGGAGGGAUAUAAGGCACAUAAAUUGGUCAAGGAAAUGGAGAAGCUCAACAACACUGACAACCCUAAACCAAAGGACAAUGAUGUCAAGAAGAGUGGCUUCAGCGGGAAAGGCUUCAAACUUGGAAAGAAACCAAAAUAA
Meloidogyne enterolobii is the source of this 1697-nucleotide messenger RNA. Lineage: Eukaryota; Metazoa; Nematoda; Chromadorea; Rhabditida; Meloidogynidae. The record is from the annotation of a GenBank genome assembly.